GAAUCUUCCAGAAUCUGCUGGUGGGGUUUGACACGGAAGUUGUUUUUUUUCCCCCGAUCUUUUCGGGCUUUAUUCUGAACGCGGACCCUGAAAAUAGCGGAUCACAUUAAACCGACGAAUGCUUAAUGCGCAAACAUCUGACUGAACUGAGUAAAGAAUUGAAUAAAGUGAAAGUCUUCUCACCUGUUUGACUAGAGUCAUAGUUUGAUCAGCCGCUUUGCUUAGUAACGGAAAGAUGGAGGCGAGCGUCACAGUCAUCACCAACCCGACCGUCUCCGUGCGGGUCACGAGCACCGUCAGCUCAUUUGAGUCCAACCGGAGGUUCAACCGAGGCAUCACGAUCGCUGAGUUUAAGAGUAAACUGGAGCUGAUUGUGGGUACCCCAGCAGCCUAUAUGGAUCUUGACCUCUACAAUGCUUCAGACAGGUUUUUACAGAAGCUUGAGAACAAUGACGCCCUGCUUGGAUCCUAUCCUGUAGAUGAUGACUGCAGAAUACACGUGACAGACUGCAGUGGAACACAAAGUGGGGAGUUCACCGAUGUAUCCAAAGUGGAUAAAUUUGAGAUUUCGGAUGACGCCUACGAAAAAAGAUCAGAUUCGGUGCGGAACUUCAAGAAGAAUAUGAAGUUGGGUCGAUUUAAUGAGGAAAACAUGGCUUUGCAAGAAGAGACUCUGGCUAAGAAAGAAGAGGAAGAGAAGGCAGCCGCUGAAGCCAUUGCGAUUGGUAAUCGCUGUAAAAUUCAAAUUGCCGGGCAACCCACCAAGAUUGGCACUGUUAUGUAUGUUGGUACAACAGAUUUCAAGCCAGGCUGUUGGGUAGGUGUGAAAUAUGAUGAGCCGCUUGGGAAGAAUAAUGGAACUGUGAAUGGCAAACAAUACUUUGAGUGUCAACCGAAAUAUGGCGCCUUCGUGAAGCCGCUCUCAGUAUGCGUGGGAGACUUCCCUGAAGAGGACUAUGGUUUGGAUGAGAUGUAAGACUCACCCGUCAGUCAAGGCUUUGAAGAAAAGAACCUCGUUCUUUAAGAAGUUUGACUCCAUGCAGUGAGAAAUUGCUGCAGAAGUUAAAGGGUUUACUUUGUCAAUGCAGUUUUAUUUUACGCCGGUCUGGAAGAGAUCGGCAAUGUAAUACCUUUAAGUUCCUGAAGUCAAAUUCAAGCAAUGAUAUGAAACAACCUGCUGGUAUGGUGACUGGAAGUUACUAGCGAAAUGUUAAAAAAAUUAAUCUGAAUAAUGGACCAAUAUCAGCUAGAUUAAAAAAAACAGUAGGGUUCUUUGAAGCAUUCACUGAAUUUUGAUUGUAAAUUAAAAAAUUUCAGCCUCAUUUUACUUUAAACAAAACCGAUUAACCGAAACAACCGAAACUGUUCUUCACAUUCUGUACACACCGUAUCUUGUUAACAUCAUCUUUGAACUAAUGACAACUACAGUUAUACACUAAAGCUAAUGUAAUACACUUCUGCAUAAAGUCUAUAACAUUCUCAUCCAUCAUUAUUAUGACCGUGUUUAGGGUCUCACUCGUAUAAUUUGUUAGACAUGUUUGCUGUUAGCACAGAGUCAUGUAAAUGGAGAAUGUUGUGGCCUCAGUUUUUCUUAGUUUUGUAUUUUCAGUGUGAACGACCCUUGCUGGUGAACACAGGCACAUUAGCAUUUUGAUGCAUGUCGAGUUCAUGUUCAGCAAAAACUGUCUGUUUUAAAUAAAUAAAUGUGCCAACUUUGGACAUCUCUUGAACUGCCUUAAUUUGCAGCAAAACAUGCUGACCAUAUUGCACUGAAAGACACAGUACAUACCUUGACUUUACAUGCAUUGUGUUUUGGUUACAUUUUAUUUGCUCUCUCAUCUCUGUGAUUUUUCCCAUAAACAUGGUCGGCUUUUUUAAAUGAAUUACAUUCUUUCUGUUUUUCGAGUUUGCCUUUGCAAAACGAAAGACAAAAUAAAAAAAAAGUUUGUUUCGCUUGUGCCUAAUAAAAACAUGAUGUGGUCACUG
This is a messenger RNA of Triplophysa dalaica, 1986 nucleotides long. It is a transcript of the gene tbcb, whose product is annotated as tubulin folding cofactor B. Gene Ontology annotation, biological process: tubulin complex assembly; post-chaperonin tubulin folding pathway; cytoplasmic microtubule organization. Gene Ontology annotation, cellular component: microtubule plus-end; cytoplasm; nucleus. The coding region runs from base 236 to 976 and encodes 246 amino acids. The transcript has 7 exons. NCBI's taxonomy places the organism in Eukaryota, Metazoa, Chordata, Actinopteri, Cypriniformes, Nemacheilidae. Gene Ontology annotation, molecular function: microtubule plus-end binding; alpha-tubulin binding. The record is from RefSeq and is a predicted model, not a curated record.